Molecule: messenger RNA, 1040 nt
Organism: Syngnathoides biaculeatus (alligator pipefish)
Lineage: Eukaryota; Metazoa; Chordata; Actinopteri; Syngnathiformes; Syngnathidae
Gene: c1qtnf6a
Product: C1q and TNF related 6a
Exons: 3
Coding region: 221-949 (242 amino acids)
Molecular function (GO): protein binding
Source: RefSeq, a predicted model, not a curated record
GAGGCUGGUGAAGAAGGCUGCAGGGAUAAGCAAGAAUGAAACAUAAAAAAAAAAAAAAAAAGAUCUCUCUCUCACACACACGUAUACAGUACACAGAAGAAGAGUGGGCUUGACAGUUUCCCUCCUGUGGCGGACUAAAGCGGCUGCAAAGACUUGACCAAGGUGAGCUCCGUUCCAUCAGAACUUGCAGAUGCGGAUUAAAAUUUGAGGGUGCAGCGCAAUGUUGGGUGUCGUCCUCAGCCUGUCCUUUGUACACCUGGUGACAUGGGCGGCCCCUCCAAACGCCGCCCCCGUCCCCUGCAGGCGCUGCUGCGAUGAGGACGGCGUAGCCCCGCCCCCGACCGGAGGGUACAACCAGGUGCCCGAGGUCCGCACCUACAUCAACAUGACCAUCCUUAAAGGUGACAAAGGAGACCGCGGUGAAAGAGGGACACCAGGUAAAAUUGGACAGGAAGGCCCUCCGGGAUCUGUCGGGCCCAUGGGCUCAAAAGGCUCAAAGGGCCAGGCCGGUGUCCCGGGAGAACCCUGCAAAGUCCAGUACUCUGCUUUUUCCGUGGGCCGUCGCAAAUCCCUUCACAGCCUGGAGGCCUACCAGCCGCUGAUAUUUGACACCGUUUUCGUAAACCUCGACGAGCACUUCAACAUGUUCAGCGGGAAAUUCGUCUGCCGCACGCCCGGGAUCUAUUUCUUCAACGUCAACAUUCACACGUGGAACUUCAAGGAGACCUACCUGCACAUCAUGCGCAACGAAGCCGAGCAAGCCAUAGUGUACGCCCAGCCCAGCGACCGCUCCAUCAUGCAGAGCCAGAGUCUGAUGCUGGACUUGGGCCUCAAGGAUGAGGUGUGGGUCCGCCUGUAUAAGCGGGAAAGGGAGAACGCAAUUUACAGUGAUGAUGUAGAUAUAUAUAUCACUUUUAAUGGAUACCUCAUCAAAGCAAGCACAGAAUAAACUAUGAUAAUAAAAAAAAAAGAAAUGUCAAGUUAUCUUUUUGUUAUUUACCGUAAUUUACGGCCUACAGAGCACACCGGAUUAUAAACCU